AUAGAUGACAGUAUCAUUAGUUAAGUAUUAUGCCUUUGGUUUCUUAGUAGAUGGCGUUGAAGCUGAAGGAAAUGAGAUAGCAAUGCGAUUAGAGCAGCGUAGAGAGUGUGAAUUUUCAGGUAUGAAUGCGGCUCCUGUGAAGGUAUUAUUUCUCCGCUCACUCCCCGACUCAAGUGGUGGCCCCGAAUCCAAAUCUCACCACACAAUAGAUGAGCGCGAAGCCGAACAGAUAAUCCUAUAUCAAGAGAUCAGGGAAUCUUCACAGUAUCGUCCAAGUAUCACCAGAUGUCAGUGUGUUUGCAAUGUAAGUGAAAUGAAACAAAGUAGGUGGAGCCAAAAGAGUUGUGAGAUGCUGGAAAUCGGGCGUCGGAUGCUACAGAUUUUAGUCAUUUACACAGAAAAUGUGAAUGAGACAUAAAGAGACUUAUUAAAGUUAAAAUACAUUUUCUUGCGAUUACAAUUGAAAUUGUAGUAAGAAAACAUUUUAUUAUUAAAAUGCAAAGCGAUA
Molecule: messenger RNA, 508 nt
Organism: Phlebotomus argentipes
Lineage: Eukaryota; Metazoa; Arthropoda; Insecta; Diptera; Psychodidae
Exons: 2
Coding region: 5-418 (137 amino acids)
Source: RefSeq, a predicted model, not a curated record